AUGCCGCACGGUGCAUUCUGCUUUUUUGCACUCUGGUGCGUAAGUGGGGUCUACACCGUGCGAUUUUGGUGACUUUUUGGUGCAAAGGUGUCAAAUCAGUGCUUUUAGCGUGCUGCACCAGUGCGACACCAAAAAAGCACCAAAACUGCACGACGCAGACUCCAGUUUCGCACCAGAGUGCAAAAAAGCAGAAUGCACCGUGCGCCAUCUUUGCCGAGUCGGAACAUUUCUAGUGACCACUUUAGCAUCGUCAGCGCUCCUAAGUGAUCCCUAG
Messenger RNA from Caenorhabditis auriculariae, 274 nucleotides. Lineage: Eukaryota; Metazoa; Nematoda; Chromadorea; Rhabditida; Rhabditidae. The record is from the annotation of a GenBank genome assembly.